AUGACAAGGUGCUUCAGCUUGUCUGUAGCCGUACACGGGCACUUCAGAUCCGGAUUCAUCAAAUCGGGGCUCCGGCCCGUUUCCACCGAUCUCAACGACGGGACCAUCGUCCAUUGCUGGGUUCCCAAAACCCGACCCGACUCCAAGCCCAACCUCCUCCUCAUCCACGGCCUCGGAGCCACCUCCGUCUGGCAAUGGUCCGCCGUCGUCCGCCGCCUCUCCCCGCACUUCAACGUCUUCGUCCCCGACCUCCUCUUCUUCGGCGGGGCCUCCACGACCCGACCCGAACGCUCCGAGUCAUUCCAGGCCCAAUGCCUAAUGGCCCUCAUGGAGGCUCUCUCCGUCAAACGAUUCAGCCUCGUCGGACUCAGCUACGGCGGGUUCGUCGGAUACCGAAUGGCGGCGAUGAGCGGCGGAGCGGCGGUGGUGGAGAGGGUGGUGAUAUGCUGCGCCGCCGUGUGCAUGGAGGAGAAGGAUCUGAGGGAUGGGGUGUUUAGGGUUUCGGAUCUGGACGAAGCUUCGAGGAUUCUGGUGCCGGAAUCUGUCGGAAAGCUCCGAGAACUGAUGGAUUGA
Molecule: messenger RNA, 573 nt
Organism: Tarenaya hassleriana
Lineage: Eukaryota; Viridiplantae; Streptophyta; Magnoliopsida; Brassicales; Cleomaceae
Exons: 2
Coding region: 1-573 (190 amino acids)
Source: RefSeq, a predicted model, not a curated record